Molecule: messenger RNA, 621 nt
Organism: Didymodactylos carnosus
Lineage: Eukaryota; Metazoa; Rotifera; Eurotatoria; Philodinida; Philodinidae
Source: the annotation of a GenBank genome assembly
AUGUCAACUUAUAAAUUAUACUAUUUUAACGGUCGUGGACGAGCAGAAAUAAUACGUUUAAUCUUCGCUCAAGCUGGUCAAAAAUACGAAGAUAUUCGUUAUGAGCAUGCCGACUGGCCCUCUCACAAAAAUGAAAUGCCAUUGGGACAAAUGCCCGUCCUAGAAGUCGAUGGACAAAAAAUUCCACACUCAAUGACAAUUGCCCGUUUCGUUGCCAAACAAUUUAAUUUAGCUGGUAAAGAUAAUUUAGAACAAGCCAAAGUUGAUAGUGUUAUUGAUACAAUCGUUGAUUUAAUGGAAAUAUUUGUGAAAAUAGUACGCCAUGAAAAAGAUGAAAGUAAAAAAGAAGAAGGAAAAAAACAAUUUUUCAAAGAUGAUGUACCAAAAUCAUUUGCAAAUUUAGAAAAAUUAUUAACAACCUAUGGGAAAAAUGGUCCAUUCUUUCUAGGUGAUCAAUUGACAUUUGCUGAUAUAGAAUUUUAUGAUGGGGCGUCGAUUUUAUUAUCCAUGGAUGCCAGUGUAUUAGACAAAUACCCAAAAUUAAAACGUAAUUAUGAUGAAGUUGAAAAACAGCCAAAAAUAGCCGCUUAUCUUAAGUCUCGUCCACAAACACAAUUUUAA